Messenger RNA from Lingula anatina, 4495 nucleotides. Its product is annotated as aspartyl/asparaginyl beta-hydroxylase. Gene Ontology annotation, cellular component: endoplasmic reticulum. Gene Ontology annotation, molecular function: peptidyl-aspartic acid 3-dioxygenase activity; protein binding. Gene Ontology annotation, biological process: peptidyl-aspartic acid hydroxylation. The record is from RefSeq and is a predicted model, not a curated record. Lineage: Eukaryota; Metazoa; Brachiopoda; Lingulata; Lingulida; Lingulidae.
UGCAUGCAAGGUUGUCACGCACGCACUAAUGCGGUAGCUGUCAUGACGAGCGGUGGAUUAAAACACAUUCGCAUGCAGUUUAUGGUGAUCCCUAAGCCAAAGCAGUAGCCGUGUAGUAGAGCGGACAAAAUGGGCCUCAGAAAACGCGGGGGACAGGACAAAAAAGAGAAUGAAAAACACAAUGAAAAUGGGACCAGUAGACCUACGAAGAAGAAAACAGACAAGACAGCAACAACAACAGUUUUUAAAUUGUUACUGUUAGUAACAAUAGCAGUAGCAGCAGUUCUGUCAUACUGUUACAUUAACAAUGUUGCUGGCUUGAAAGAAAUUGUCGAUUCAAAACUCAAUUUGGAAACAGAAAAACAAAAGGAAGAAAACAUCCAAACACCACAGACUCAGAAAGCUAAAACAACUUCUAAAAAGAAAGAUGGAGCCACCAAUACUAAGAAAAAGAAAGACACAUCAUCUUCGACCAAAAAGAAGAAAGAUCCCAAGGAUGCAAUUACCAAUAAAAUGGAUGCUGCCAUUCGUGGGGCUCUAGAUNGGGGGGGGGGGGUUGAUAGACUGUUGGGCCAGUAUAAAGAUGCUCUGUCCAAGUAUGAAGAUAUUCUAGCUAAGCAACCAAACAGUCCUAGAGGAAAUUACGGCAAAGGUCAAGCACUGGACAAACUAGCUGACCAGCAGAAGAGUAAUGCAGUGUUGGAGCAAGCCAUUGGGCAGUACCUGAAGGUCCUGGAUCUUCCAGAUGUCCCAGAUGACAUUGUAAUGAUGGCAGGAAAGCGAUGUGCCGAUCGUCAAAAGUUUAGAGGUUGGCCGGGUAAGUCUGCCCAAACAAUGAAUACACUCAUCAGCAGAUUUCCAGACAACGCUGAGCUGAGAAACGAGAUGGGGGUGGCGCUACUUUUGCAGGGAAGAAACAAUCAAGCCAAGACAGUCUUUGAAGAAGUUCUACAACGAGACCCCAACAAUGCCUAUGCACUAGUGCAUCUAGGUUUCAUCCUCAAGACCAGUUAUAACGAGUACGAGAAGGCCGUGGAGUUACUGCAGUCAGGGUUGGAAAAGAAUGACCCAUCAACUGACCAUGGGAGAUUUUACUUCCAACUGGGAGACGCUUUGCAACGAUUAAACAGAACAGAAGAGGCUUACAAGAUCUAUGAGGAAGGCACAAGGAGGGGUCACUUCAAGUCCAAGUACCAGCGGUCACUGUACAAUGUGAACUCACUGACCAGCAGACCAUGGUGGACACCAGAGGAGACAACUUACAAGAAACAUUUAAAGUUGCUGGAAGAUAAUUGGAAGACAAUCCGAGACGAGGGUUUGGCAAACAUGGACGUCAAGAAGGGUCUCUUUGAGGCUGAAGAUGAAAAUUUAAGUGAUACAGGAGACUGGAAACAGUUUACACUGUACAGCCAAGGUAGAAGAAGAGAUGAAAAUUGCAAAAAGGCUCCAAAGACAUGUGCCCUCGUGGAUAAAAUUAUAGAUGCCAAAACAUGCAAGAGGGGGCAGAUCAAAUAUUCCGUGAUGCAGCCUGGUGUCCAUGUUUGGCCUCAUUGUGGGCCCACAAACUGCCGAAUUCGAGCUCAUCUGGGGUUAGUGGUGCCAGAGGGGCCCAGGAUCAGAGUGCAGGAGGAAAUAAGGCACUGGAAGGAAGGAAAGUUCAUCAUUUUUGAUGACUCAUUCGAGCAUGAAGUUUGGCAUGAUGGCGACUCAUUCCGUCUGGUAUUAAUUGUGGAUUUUUGGCACCCUGAACUUACAGCGGAACAGAGGCGGACUUUGACCCCAAUUUAAGUUUUUUGCGUUAACAAUGACUGGCAUAUUACCUUUUGUCAUUAGUUAAGGUUCAUUCAAAAUGAUAGUUUAAAAAAAAUUAUGGUCUAUUAGUUCCGAUCAUUUGCUUUUAUAGAAUAAAUGAAAAAAAUUUCACCAUGAUAAUUAUGGUGAUUUUGGUGUGUAGCACCUGUGAUUUUGAAACUACAAUAAGACUUCACAUAACUUCAACACUUUCGUUGAAGUUGGGCAAUUUUGAAAUUAGUUUCAGCUAAUAUCAAAGAAAUAGUCACUUUUCAAUUAAAAUUUACAUGAAAUGGUUAAGAAGAUUUUAUUUAUUAGGUUAGGAGUUAUGCAGGUUUUACUAUUAUUUGAAAAUCACAAAAUUUAAUUAUCAGCAUUGUCAUUAGGCUAGGUCAUAAAGGAUCUUACUUUUUAUUUAGCAAAAACAAAUAUUGACAUAUGACUUGAUUUCUGUCACAUACUUGCCUUUAUGCCCAUGCAUGAUGGCUCAAGUAUACCAAAUCUAUUUAAAUCUCGUGAAAACAUUCCAAAUUGGUAUAUUUAAGAUACUUUGCUAGUCGAGUCUAUUACAGAAUUAUGAAUAUUGAGCCUUGAUAUAUCUAAUCCACAAAGACUUUCUUGGACAACUAAUCCUACUCAUCAAUCAACAGAUUAGGGAUUGGAAUAGCCAUUCUUUAUUUUAGCUGCUGCAGUUAUUCAGAUAUUUAGAUAUGUAUAUUUAUUUCAUUAAAAAUGAUAUUACUGCAACACUUUUAUAGCUCCAACUUUUAUAUUACCCGUUUUAAGGAGUCAAACAGAGACAUCGAAGGGAGUAAUGCCGUUUAGAAAAUUUUGGACAUAAAAAGCUUACAAGCAAAGGAUGAAAGCAGCAAUAUUAAUAUAAUCACUGCAUAAUAUGAUGUCUUACUCUCACAUUUAACACUGUGCAAAUAAUUCUUAACCUGGUGCUUGCACAGAAAAAUAUUUGAUGUAUGUAAGUGAAAUAGAUUGAAUUUUCCCAACCCUGAAUUUUGUGGGUUACCUGAAAAGGCUGCAGUAUGCUGAGAGUGAAGGUCAGUCUUUAGUGAACUUUGGGCUAAUUAAAAAGAAUUAGCAUGAAGUCUGUGCUGAGCUAGUUUUCCAUUGUUACAGUAGGAAAGUAUGCGUCAGAGGACAUCAAUAAAUGUCAAUCAGUUUUUAAGCUGCAGAAAAGCAUUAAUCGCAUUAUAGUCCUUUUCUAGCACCAAAUAUAUAUAUAUAUAUUAGUAAUUGUUAAGAAUUUAGGCUCUUAUUGGGAAGGGUGGCUCAGGGGAUUGUGUGUGAACCUGCUCGUCUUGGCAUGAGACUUAGAUUGUUCAGCAUUAUGUGAGACUAGUUGAAAAGUCAAGUGAAUGAAUCAAAAAUUUGAUAAAUGAAUUAAUCAAGUAUUGUUAGAAAAAUUUUAAAUAAUAUAAUGCAUUGUAAGACUGGUGAUAAAUUUCAAUCUGCUUAAGAUUUUGUAUGUAUGAUUUAUAUUGUUGUGUGUGAUUUGUAGGUAAAAUAUUCAAGACCCAGAUCAAUGUGGUAGUUUGAUAUAUAGUGGCAGGACCAAAGUGUAUAACUUAUUGCAUAAACUUACUGUUUUUGCUGACAAUCAAAAAGAAAAAAAUCAGCUUUCUUUUCUAUCAGUUGUAUUAUUUACUUGUCUUAUUUUCUACCAGUUGUAUAAUUUCCUUUUCAAAUUAGUUAAGACAUGACAAUUUCUGGUGACAAUCAACCUCAUUGUCCAAAUAUGGGUUUAAGUUCAUUCUGAUGUAAAUUAGCCUUUUACAGUGCAUAAUGAUUCUUUUGGGGCCAAUUAUUCCUGGUAAUGGUUCAGUCUCUUAAAUGUGGAAAAUUCUCAUUCUUUCAGAUACAUCAUUCACAAAUGAUAAAAGUUAUAUUUCUAUAUAAGAUAAGCAUUUAUGGUCCUUUUACUGUAUUGACUAUUAGUAAUCCCACUUGUCAGUUUUGUUGGUACCACUCUAUAGGAAUAUUAAAAACGUUAAAAAAUACAAUGAUCUGAUAAAUUCACAAUUUUCCCCAUUGAAAAGAUUGAGUCACUACUGUGUUUUGGUGAUGCUAAAGAUGACUCUGUACAUAUAUCAAGGGUUUCAAAAUUUCCAAGUUUGACGGGUAUCCAAAUUGGACCCGUUAGUCUGUAGGGUAAAUUUUUGUUACCAGGUUUAUGUUGAAACUGAUAUAAAUUGGUCUUAUAAAGAAGGGAAUAUUUCUUUGGGGCCCAUUUGGUGUAUUGUGUUGGAACAUUUUGUCAGUUAUCAGUUGCCCCCCAGAUAAUCAUUACUUGGGUUUUUUAUUAUUAUUUUUUCGGUACUUAGGAAGUAUCUUCUGCAGAUACUUAAAAUGGAAUAUUUUGGGUAAUACAGUAUUAUGCGUUUAAAAGGUUUAAUUUUUGUGAAAGUUAUCAUAUUUAAGUGUUAUGAGCAACCCCAUCGUAUGGAGUACAGAAUAAUGAAAGAAGUGUCCACAAAAUUGUUAUACUAUGUCAUACACUUAAACACAUAAUAUGCACAAAGACCUUGUUUCAAAAUGGUCAGAUAUUUUUUUCUUAUGGCAUAUAUCAUAUUUGUUAUAUUAUAUUAGGCAUAUGCUGCAAUUGUUACAUAUUGUAUGUAUAAUUCUAUGUGUUGUGUUUAAAUGAGUAUUGUAAGAUGCAAGAUAAUGUAAAGCACUGUUAUUAUAACAG